Molecule: messenger RNA, 1364 nt
Organism: Frankliniella occidentalis (western flower thrips)
Lineage: Eukaryota; Metazoa; Arthropoda; Insecta; Thysanoptera; Thripidae
Exons: 5
Coding region: 142-1248 (368 amino acids)
Biological process (GO): protein ubiquitination
Molecular function (GO): ubiquitin protein ligase activity
Source: RefSeq, a predicted model, not a curated record
GACCCGGCAUGCGAAGAGAUCCGUAUCUGUGAAUCGCUAGUAUCAGCCGCUAUCACAAGCCGGCCAAGGCAGUUACACUCCCAAUCGAGCACACAGCACUACUCGGCCGCACCAGGACCGACCAGAAGCACCGGCGCCACCAUGGACUGCGACAGCUGCCUCGAGGACUACGACCAGGCGGAGCGCGUGCCCAAGAUCGUGCCGUGCGGGCACACCGUGUGUCUGCGGUGCCUCCGGCAGAGCGCCAGGAGACAGUGCCCGACGUGCUGCAGGUACUUCUUUAACGAACCCGAUACACUUCCCAACAACUUCACUCUUCUUCAGCUGAUGGAGCAUUCGGGCAGUCCCGCCCCGCGACUGGUGCUCGGACUGCCGCGCCGCCGCCGCGCCCCGCUGUUGGGACCGGGCGACGAAGUCCACGCCGAGAAGAGGAGGCGCGUUGAGUCACAGGACCCACCCGCCUAUAGCCCCGCGCCUAACCCCUGCGGGGAUGCGGGGUCACCGCUCGUCGCUGCGAGCCCUCCAGCAGAGUCCACGUUUAACUUUCCGCUACCACCGACCGCUGCGAUCCCGUGUCUCCUACCAUGGUGGGGAAGGGCAAGUUCGCAACAGGAGUUGAGUGUGGAGGUUAUCAGCCUCUACGGACCUAGUGCCCGGCAGCAAGACAAGGCGGCCCUCCUCGCAGAGGCGUCGGGGCUGACCCGGCUGGUCGACUUGAACUGCGACCACGACCCCGCCUGGAGCCUCCAGCUGCUGCAGCGCGUCGCGCCCACGUUGGAGCGGCUGAGUCUGGGCAGCGGCGGCUCGGAGCCCCAUCUGCGCGCGGUGCACGCCAUGCCGCGGCUGACGAGGCUGACGGUGUGGGGUGGUGACGACGUCGUGCCCGCCCAGCCCUUCGAGCUGCCCGCGCUGCCGCCGGGACACGUCGGUCUGCGGUGGCUUGCGACGUACAACGUAGCCCGCUCCACGACAAAGGCCCUGCUGCGGGUGCAUAGCCGCACGCUGGCGGUGCUGGAGCUGGGGGUGGGCACGGCCGGCAGUGAAGGGUGGCCAGUGAGUUGUAACGACCUGGACUCGCUGCUGGAGCAGAGCGGGCUGCGGGCGCUCAGCUGGCUCGUGCUCAGGAGGUACAGGUGCAGCCACGAGCCGGCCGCCUGCAGCAAGCAGCGCGCCGAGGUGCGGCGGGUGCUGCCCUGGGCCCAGGUGCUGUGCGGAAGGUGUGACGAUGUAGAGGAGGAACAUGUCUAGCGGUGCGCUUUGGGCAAACUGUUUCGUGCGGAGAAUACUAUUGUCAUCUGCGUUGCAUGUUCAUUGGUGUGUAAUUAAAUGUUUUUCAAAUAUAUUUUUAUAAGCUUCAUAUUAAA